Messenger RNA from Verruconis gallopava, 1925 nucleotides. RefSeq lists its product as uncharacterized. The transcript has 4 exons. Lineage: Eukaryota; Fungi; Ascomycota; Dothideomycetes; Venturiales; Sympoventuriaceae. Gene Ontology annotation, molecular function: oxidoreductase activity. The record is from RefSeq and is a predicted model, not a curated record. Bases 53 to 1897 code for a protein of 614 amino acids.
CUUCAGUUGCGCGUAGAAAAGAAGAAGAAAAAUCCCCAUCUACCGUACGAAAAUGUCUGAAAUGCGUUGGGACAAUCAGGUGGUCGUCGUCACGGGCGCAGGCCACGGCCUAGGCCGUCAAUACGCCUUGUUUUACGCACGGCGCGGAGCCAAAGUCGUCGUCAAUGACCUCGGUGGCUCGAUCAACGGCGCCGGAGGCGGAAGCAGCAAAGCAGCUGACGAUGUCGUGAACGAGAUCAAGGCUCUCGGCGGAGAAGCCACUGCAAACUACGACUCCGUCGUCGACGGCGAGAGGAUCAUCGAGACGGCCAUCAAGAGCUACGGCCGGGUCGACGUCUUGAUUAACAAUGCUGGUAUCCUGAGAGACAUCACGCUCAAGAACAUGAAGGACGAGGAUUUCGACAAGAUCAUCGCCGUGCAUCUGACGGGAACGUGGAAGUGCACCAGAGCCGCGUGGCCGUACAUGCGAAAGCAGAAAUACGGACGCAUCCUCAACACGUCCUCGUCCUCGGGUCUCUUUGGGAACUUUGGCCAGUCCAACUACGCGGCCGCGAAAAUGGCCGUGGUCGGCUUCACCGAAACCCUAGCCCGGGAGGGGUUGAAGUACAACAUCGUUGCGAACGUGCUGGCGCCUGGCGCUGCCAGCCGUCUUACCGCGACCGUGUUUGACCAGCGCAUGAUGGAGAUCAUGAAGCCGGACUGGGUCGUUCCUCUUGUCGGCGUGCUGACGCACAGGUCGAACGUGAAGGAGACGGGAAGCAUCUUCGAGGCCUCGUCGGGCCACUUCUCCAAGAUCAGAUGGGAGCGUUCGGAGGGUCUGCUGCUUUGUGCCGACGAAAACCUGACGCCCGACGUGCUGCUGCGGCACUGGAAGAAGGUGUCCGACUUCUCCAAGGUCGAGCACCCAAACAGCGUCGUCAAUGGGCUUGCUAUGUUGGAAAAGGGCUCGUGGCUACCGAAGAACCAACCGGGACAGCCGAUCAGCUUCAAAGGAAAGAUUGUCCUUGUCACUGGUGCUGGUGAAGGCCUUGGUAGGGCGUACGCACAUCUCUUUGCGAAGCUUGGCGGCAAGGUCGCGGUCAACGACGUUGUGAACGCCGAGAAGGUUGCCGCUGCCAUCAACCAGGCCGGGGGCGAAGCUUUUCCGAUCACGCAGACCGUCGAAAAGGGAGACGAAGUCGUCAAGGCUGUCAUCGACAAGUACGGGCGGAUCGACGUCGUCGUCAACAAUGCCGGCAUCCUUCGGGACAAGGCCUUCUCCAACAUGACGGACGACAUGUGGCAUGCCGUCAUCAACGUUCACCUGAGGGGAACGUACAAGGUCAUGAAGGCCGCGUGGCCAUACAUGCUUAAGCAGAAGUAUGGCCGGAUCGUGAACAUCACGUCGACAAGCGGCAUCUACGGCAGUUUUGGCCAGGCCAACUACGCCGCGGCGAAAUGCGGAAUCAUAGGCCUAACUACGUCGACGGCACGCGAAGGUCAAAAGUACAACAUUCUGGUCAACGCUGUCGCUCCGCUGGCAGGUACGAACAUGACAAGGACGGUCCGGCCAGAAGCCGAAGUCCAGGCCAUGAAGCCGGAGUACGUCGCGCCGCUCGUCGCUCUGCUUUGCAGCGACCAGAACCCGAGCCCGCCGGGGAAGGUCUACGAAGCCGGCUGCGGCCAUUUUGCCAACACAAGAUGGCAACGUGCUCGUGGCGUGGACUUUGAUUUCGACGCGGGCAUCCCAAGCGUGGAGGCCGUCUACAAGGAAUUCGACCGCAUAUGCGAUUUCGACAACGGCCUGGCUGAUAACCCCGAGAGUCCUGCGGACGGUAGCAAGUAUAGUCACGGCAACAUCGCCAAAAGUAAGAAACUGGCCGGGAGCCUGCCCAGCCGGCGAUCUGGAAAGUUGUAAGCUGCGGGGGAAAAUAAACCCACGUUUG